UAUUGCGCGCGAAAUCCGACGCCCAAAGGCAUCAUUAACUUGGGCACCAGUGAGAACAAACUCUGCUUUGACCUUCUGUCCAGGCGGGUGAGUACCAGGGCUGCCAUCACCAGGCCUUCAGGAAUCCUUUGCUGCAUGCCUCACUGGCCCUGACUGAAGAGUCGGGAGACAUGCAUUGCAGGUGUGCCUUGGGAACAACUCCCCUCCCCUCCCCUCCAAGCUCCUCCCCUCCCUUCCCCUCCUCUCCCCUUUUCUCCUCUCCCCUCCCGUCCCCUCUCCUCCCUUCCCCUUCUCUCCCCAGCCUCACCCUGUCUGCCAUCAGAACUAUAUCCAUCUCUAUUCCUUAAUUUCUUUUUAUCUUUACUGGGGAUUGAACCCAGUACUCACACAGUCUAGGCAAGCUGAACUAUGCCUUCUACCUUCUUAACUUUUUACUUUAAGGCAAGGUCUAAGUUGCUCAGGCUGAUCUUGAACUUAUUCUGCCAGGCAGGCCUUGGAUUCGGAAUCCUCCCCCCUAACCUCCAGUGUAACUGGGAUUCCAGGCCUGUACCCUCAGGCCUGGCUUCUAUGGCUGUUUCUAAUCUAGCUUGUAAAAUUCCUUAAAAUUUCAUCAGAUUAUGUGUAUGGGUGCUCUGCUUUCAUGUAUGUCUGUGCACCAGGUGCAUGCCUGGUGCCUGCUGAGGCCAGAAGAGGGAGUCUGCUACCCUGGAACUGUAGUUACAGAGUUGUGAGGCACUAUGUAGGUGCUGGGAGUUGAACCCAGGUCCCAAGAAGCUGAGGCAGGAGGAGUGCUAUGAGCCUGAGGCCAUCUUGGGUUUCACAGUAAGUACCAAGAGAGCCAGGGUGACACAGCAAGAGCGUGCCUCAGUUCUACAAAAGUGAAAAUAGCUAGAAUUGGUUUCGGUAAUAUUUAAUUUACCUAAUAUACCUAAAGUAUGACCUUUUAAGCUGGUGUAAUAAAUAUACAAUUAUUGAUAUUUUUAAUAAUUGUUUUUAUGAAGUCUUUACAAUUCAGACCAGUGACUUAGUAAGUGCUAAGUAGCCUCAGAUACCAGUGGCUUCUUUGAUGAACCUGCUGUAAGGAGGGAGGGACACGGCUGGACCCAGGCUUAGAGAAAUAGGUAAUUCCAAUUUUUCUGGUCCCCUGCAUAAGGACACUAUGCUGUUGGCUCUCUUUGACCGUAUAGCCAUGAUGCUCUAGUAUCCCUAACCCAGUACCUGUCUAUACGAGGAAUGAUCUAAAAUUUGCUGCCACACACAAAGGGUGAGAUUGAGUGGAACCCUCAGGAGAUGGUGUCCUAGUCUCCUCUCUAAAGCUGGAGCCAAAGCCAGGUUGACAUCACCUGCUGUGGAGUGUGCACCGACCUCUGGGGACACUGCUCCGCAUGCCCUCCCGCCGCUGCUUCUGCACCACCCUCUGCUCGUGCUGUACAGAGAGCUAGGGUCAAAGCUCUGGAUGUGGUUUGCUGGCGUUGCCUUCACUCUGAGCCCUGGGUUGCUUCUCUGUGAAAUGGCCCGGGAGUGCUGUCCUGCACUCCUGUCGCCCUCCUCGAGGAGCAAAGGAACCCAGCUGCUGUGCAGAUGCAGGCGACAGCUGGGGGCCCUUUGCCUUGCUCUGUUCCCUUUGUGUCCCCAGCUGACACAGAAUGACAUGCUUCAUGUGGAGCCCUCGCUGCUGCAGUACCCGGACUGGAGGGGACAUCUGUUCCUGCGGGAAGAAGUGGCAAAGUUCUUGUCUUUCUACUGUAAGAGCCCGGCACCGCUCAAACCAGAGAACGUGGUUGUUCUGAAUGGCUGUGCUUCGCUCUUUUCUGCUCUGGCCACAGUGCUCUGUGAGGCAGGAGAGGCUCUCUUGAUCCCCACCCCUUACUAUGGAGCCAUAACCCAGCAUGUCUAUCUCUAUGGCAACGUCCGGCUGGCCUAUGUCUACCUGGAGAGUGAGGUAACUGGAUUGAACACACGUCCCUUCCAGCUCACAGCGGAGAAACUGGAGUUGGCCCUGCACGGAGUUAAUUCUGAGGGUGUCAAGGUCAAAGGCCUCAUCCUCAUCAACCCCCAGAACCCUCUGGGUGACAUCUACUCCCCUGAAGAGCUACAGGAGUUCCUGGGAUUUGCCAUGAGGCACCAGCUUCAUGUGAUCAUGGAUGAGGUUUACAUGUUGUCCGUGUUUGAAGAGUCUCUUGGGUACCGGAGUGUCCUAAGCCUGGAAAGGCUGCCUGACCCCCAGAGGACACAUGUGAUGUGGGCCACCAGCAAGGACUUUGGGAUGUCUGGACUCCGCUUUGGCAUCCUGUACACAGAAAAUCAGCAUGUGGCUACUGCUGUGGCCUCCCUCUGUCGCUAUCAUGGCCUCAGUGGCCUGGUCCAACACCAGAUGGCACAGCUGCUCCGGGACCAUGACUGGAUCAGCCAGGUAUACCUGCCAGAAAACCACGCUCGGCUCAAGGCUGCCCAUACCUACAUCUCAGAGGAGCUCAGAGCCCUGGGGAUACCGUUCGUGAGUCGUGGGGCAGGCUUCUUCAUCUGGGUUGACUUAAGAAAGUACCUGCGCAGAGGCACCUUUGAGGAGGAGGGGCUUCUCUGGCGCCAGUUUUUGGACAACAAGGUGCUGCUGUCCUGCGGGAAGACCUUUGAGUGCAAAGAACCCGGCUGGUUCCGGGUGGUCUUCUCAGACAAGGAGAACCGGCUCCGCCUGGGAAUGCAAAGGGUUCGGCAGGUGCUUGAAAGGCUACCUCAAGUGGUAGAAGAAUCAUCUCCCUGUCACACUCAGGAGCCAAGUACCCAGCCCGUGUGAGCAGGCCAUUACCUCACAAGCACCCACUGUCCCUCACGACCUGGACAAGAAAGGCCACGGGAGAUUAAAUGUGGAUGUGCUGUUUGUUGACAGGACUUUGUCAUUUGGCUUUGGCCUUGAAGAGCCCUUUGUGCUGGCAGUGUGAAGCUGUUUAAACUGGGCUGUUGCUGUCCUCUGUUCAGUGGGACUGGGACCAGCCAGAUGCCUGUGCUGUGAAUAGUGUACAAAAUAGGGAAUCCUGACUGUUCCUGACCACAGCUCCUCUCUAGAUCACAAGAGUAAACAAGCAACUGUUUAUUCUUUGUGA
Molecule: messenger RNA, 3101 nt
Organism: Arvicola amphibius (Eurasian water vole)
Lineage: Eukaryota; Metazoa; Chordata; Mammalia; Rodentia; Cricetidae
Gene: Accs
Product: 1-aminocyclopropane-1-carboxylate synthase homolog (inactive)
Exons: 13
Coding region: 1457-2794 (445 amino acids)
Biological process (GO): amino acid metabolic process; biosynthetic process
Molecular function (GO): transaminase activity; pyridoxal phosphate binding
Source: RefSeq, a predicted model, not a curated record